Molecule: messenger RNA, 1008 nt
Organism: Pseudocercospora fijiensis CIRAD86
Lineage: Eukaryota; Fungi; Ascomycota; Dothideomycetes; Mycosphaerellales; Mycosphaerellaceae
Exons: 1
Molecular function (GO): GTPase activity
Source: RefSeq, a predicted model, not a curated record
AAGCCUCCUGUCGCUGUUGUAUGCGUGGGAAUGGCGGGCUCGGGCAAGACGACUUUCAUGCAGAGGAUCAACGCGCAUCUUCACGAGCAGUCGCAAGAAUCGUCGACGCAGCAGCCGCCGUAUGUGCUCAAUCUCGAUCCGGCAGUGCGAAGUGUGCCUUUCGAUUCCAAUAUCGACAUUCGCGACUCAGUAAACUACAAGGAGGUCAUGAAGCAGUACAAUCUUGGGCCGAAUGGAGCCAUCUUGACCAGCUUAAAUCUGUUCAGCACCAAGAUUGACCAGGUCAUGUCGAUACUAGAGAAGAGAUGCUUGCCACAGCAACCCUCCAAACCACUGCCGAGUCACAUUAUCGUCGAUACUCCCGGCCAGAUCGAGGUCUUCGUCUGGUCGGCUUCUGGUAACAUUCUGCUGUCCUCGUUCGCAUCCAGCUUUCCUACCGUCAUCGCAUACAUCAUCGACACCCCGCGAACGACCGAGAACACCAGCACAUUCAUGUCCAACAUGCUCUACGCAAUCAGUAUUCUCUACAAGACAAAGCUGCCCAUGAUUCUCGUCUUUAACAAGACCGACGUGAAGGAUGAGUCUGAGGCUGUGGAGUGGAUGCGUGACUUCGAGACUUUCCAAAAUGCCGUGCAGCAGGAGGAGGAAGAACAGCGUGAAAGUGGAGGCUACAUGGGCCCUCUGCUGAAUAGCAUGAGCCUGGUGCUCGAAGAAUUCUACAACCAUUUAUCCGUCGUAGGCGUGUCUUCCAUGACAGGCGACGGCGUCGAUGGCUUCUUCCACGCCAUCGAAGAAAAAAGGCAGGAGUUCGAGAAAGACUACAAGCCCGAGCUUGAGCGAAGGCGCGCUGAAGCUGAAGAGCAGAAGAAAGAGCUGCAGCAGAAAGAAGUCAGCAGAAUGAUGAACGACAUGCAGGUCUCAUCCAAAGCAAAGGGCACUGGCAAAUACGCGAAGAAGUCUGAACCAGAGACUGUCAGCGAUUUGGAAGACGCAGACGAGGAUGAAGAG